AGCACGACAGGAGCUCGAGAACUCGCUCGGCGCCGAACCGCGUACAACCUACAGGGACUGGAGCUGAACCGAGGAGACUGCUGCUCCAUCAAAUAACGCAGUUUGUUUGUGUACAGUUCGCGUUCGAAAAGUACGUUAUCUGCUUGUGCGCUGUGCGUACAUCCGCGACGCAGUCUGAGCGUCACCGACAAGCCGAGAUUGAGAGUUUGAGGCCAUCGGCAGUGGUGCAGGCGACGCUAACUGAUGGGCUCGCUACUUGGAAUGAGUACCGGCAUCUUUCAAAGUGCUUUGAAAGCGACGGAGGCUGAAACGUCAAAAGGCAGGUGAGGUUUGGCGGCGAGUGAAGAGGAGAAGGAGGAGGAGGAGCAGGCGGUGGCAAGGGGCUAGGUAAUUGGCCCCUUGCUGCUGGCGGUCUUCGUCUCCGGGUGAUAUGGAGGAAAUGCUAGGCACAGGCCCUGCGAACAAUGAGUCGCCCGGAGAGGCGGACAAAGAAGGGCAGAGCACCGCCGAUAGACGGGAUCCUGUCGGGUGCGCGAAGCAAAUUGACAGCGCGGAUUGCGGAGGUUUAAGAGAAGGCCCCGACCCUCUUUUACAGCUUAGCCUCCAUUCAGCAGGAGGUGUGCAGCCCGCUGGCUUGUCGACAGAGCCGACUGAGACGGAGCAGGGGAAAGGGAACGUACUGGGCAACAGUGAAAAGACAACAGCAGCAGCGGUACAGUUACUGGAGCUGCGGAGACUUAACGAUUUGGACCGGCAGGCAGCCGGCGACUGUCUUUUAAACGGUUCUCCGUCACUUCGAGCCCAGUCCCAGAAAGUUUGCGCUGCUCUGUCAGAACUUGCUCGCUCACCGGGUUUCGCCCCUGCCAACAAGACCAGAACAUGUUUGUUCACCGGGUCCUUGGAGUGUGAUUCGAUAACGGGCGACAAAGGGGAUGCAGCACUGCGUGAAAACGGUGGCACUGCCAAGAUUGAUUUGGAGCUCAGCAACGGAUUAUCCCCAGAAUCGGAGGAACCAUCGGACGGUAACAACGACCAAAGUACUUCAUCUUCAGCGACUAGCAAGGAGGACUUGAGUUACGAGUUGCAACAGGGCUAUCGAAUUUUGGCCGGAUUUUUAUUGGAAAAACACCGCAGCAUUGCCGCUCCUUUCAUGAAUCCAUCCGACGACUACGAGGUCUCUGCUAGCCGAAUCAAGGAGCCCAUGUGGCUGCGGAAAAUGGAAGAAAAGUUCGUGCGGAGACAAUACGUGAGCAUCACUGACUUCGUGGGGGACUUCAGGCUAAUGCUGGAGAACUGCUACCGCCUUCACGGGGUCGACCACUGGCUCUCCAAGCAGGCACAGAAGUUGGAGAUGAUGUUGGAACAGAAACUAACACUCCUGUCACGGCCUCUAAGGGAGAAAACCACUCUUGCUGUGACUUCAAAAGGUCACUAUGGAUUAGAAGAUGAAAAGGGGUCUUUGAGUAUUUCAACACGACGUCGUUCUGCUCCUAGAAACCUUGGUGUAGUAGCUACGGGGGUCAGUGAAUCUCUCAUGGUUCAGGCUUUGAGAAUAGAGGAGCAGCAAAGAGCAAGAGAAGAAAGACGGCAAAGAGAACAAGAGAAAAAGGAGGCUGAGGAGGCCAGUGCCAAGGAGCUGGAGGAAUGGGAACGCAGCCUACUGGCUCAGGCCUGUCCACAUCCAAUGGAAACACUGUGGGAGAUUCCUGCUAUUGGUCACUUUCUUUGCCUAGCACAGCAGGCACUUAAUCUACCUGAAAUCAUCUUCUAUGAGCUGGAGCGCUGCCUUUUCAUGCCACGGUGCAGUGUUUUCUUAGCUAAAAUAAUAACUUCUCUUUUGAGUCACCCGCAGAGAAGAGGCACUUUGCACAGAAGACCACCUUUGUCCUAUAGGCAAUGGGAGGCAGCACUACAGCAGAAAGUACAUGAAUGGUAUGUUUUUGUUGCAAAUGCUAGGGACCGAAUAGCCUGUGCUGAGCAGCUAGGACUUUGUCCACAGUUUUUCCGUGUUUUAGGUGAAUCCAGCCCACUUGAUGAGCAACCCUUCCACUUAUUACCUUUCUACCAGAAAGUGUGGAUACUUAAAGCACUCUGUGAUUGGGUGUAUGAGACACAGAAGGAUGUUCAGGAUGCAGUGCUAGGCCAGCCCAUUCAUGAGUGCCGGGAGUCAAUUUUGGGCUACGAUGCACGAGAGAAUGCUUAUAUUCACUUUCCUCAUUUCUGUGGAGCAGAUCUGCGAAUUUAUUGUCAGAGUCCUUGUGCCUCCCCAAACUUUCCACUACCACCUAUUCGCAUUAGAAAACAUGAAGCUAACAGACAAGCACAUAAUUUUUCCUGUGAUUCCUUUUCUCAAACCGUGACAAAGCAACUUGAGAACAGCUAUGAUGAGACAGUUGCCAGCUCCAGGAUAGAUAAAUCGAAUGAUGGAGAUAGCAAGUCUGUAAGUUCAGAAUUUGUGGAAGAUGUGUGUGUAUCAGUUCUCAAGGAAGAACAGCCUAAUUCAGAUUUGCAAUCUCUGGAAACCAAGCAUCUAGAGAAUAAUUGGGGUGAACAUAGGGCUGUUUCUGUUGAUGAUGAUGAUGAUAUUUGUCCAGAUAAAAAAAACAGAAGUUUAUGCGAAAAGUUAUCAGAUUUGAGCACUGUGAAUUCAGACCAUGAAUUCUUUAUAACAAAAAAAGCUAAAUCUGAAUAUGGUAGUACUGUUGACUCAGUGCACCGGCUGAAUGUAAAGGAGGAAAAGGAAUGUGAUGUAUUGCCAAGUUGGGAAAAUUCUGUGAAACGCGAUUAUAAAUUGCACUGUAUAUCGAUAUCCGAACUGGUACUGCGACAGCUGAAAGACAAUUGUGAGUCUGAGAAAAGAGGGACAGUCUUAUCUUGCACAAAAAAGUUGGAGAAGCCUCCAAGCCCUGGGGAAAUUUUGGGGUUGGGGGCUCCUCUUAGUCCAGGAGAAGUCCGUAUCUUAGAUAAUGACACAUCCCCAGGAGCACAAGGGCCAUGUCCAUCUUGUAGCGAGUGUCAAAAAGAUGACCAUCACCAUUGCUGUAAAGUGACUUUGUCUGUUCAGAAGGCCUCACCGAUAUGUUUGACAUUGGAGGCCCCAAAAAUCAUUAAGGUUGGAAGAAUGCGCAUGAAAAAGAAGAAAAAAAAGAAAAAGAAAGCUAAAGACAUGAUGAGAAACAAAGAGCAGCCACAACUAAUAGGACAUCAACCCAGUCUCUCAACCUUUUCCAGGUUUGACUUCCAGCAUACUUCUCUAUUGAAGAAAAAAGUGAAACACAAGAAACGCAAGUCGGAUAAAAGAUCCUUAACUAGAGAGGAGUCUAGCCCAAAGAAAAGAAAAACGUCUCCUCGUCUUCCUGCUGAGCCCAGAUUUCAGCUUGUGUGCACAAAUCUUGAUGAACUCAGGGAGUUAAUUAGUAAAACAGAGUCUGAACUUAAAGAAGUUGAAAGCAGCAGGAAAAAAUCUGGAAAGUGGUACUUGAAGAAACAAGCAGUAAAAGAAUUGCACAGUACACUCGUGAGGCUGCUAAAUGAGCUGUUACCAUGGGAACCAAAGCUGAUUAAGGCCUACCAAAGAAACAGGGCUCGACUGAAGAAAGACUUUGAUGAUUUUAGGAGGCUACCUGAUUAUGAUAACUUUAUUAGAGAAAUUAUAACUGGAAAUGAAGCAGAAGCAGAUCUAAGCAAAGACAUCUUUUUUCUGGAAGACAGCAGCCCUAAUCAGCUUGAAGAAAUGAAGAUGAACUAUGUUGGAAUUGAAGAUAGAAGACUACAGAUAAUGGACGUACUGCCAGGAAGAAACAGAUUAUUAAAGCGAGAAGCUGUGUGUAAUGACAGUCUUAAAAUAUCUCCCAGAAAUUCCAAACGCAGACAGAGUGGUAGCACAGAUGAACAAAUAACAACAAAGAGGAGGGUCUGUCUUGGUGCAUUCGAAGAUCAAAUUUCAGUUGGACAACAAGAGGAGGGAGAACUUAAAGUGAUGCCAGCUGUGGAGCCUUUAGCUACAGAUUCUUCCAAAGGUUUGUCUACAGCAGUGUAUCAAAAAGGGACCAAGCCCAUACAAGCUUUACUGGCUAAGAAUGUUGGGAAUAAAGUGACGUUAAUUAGCCACUUGCCAGCAAUGCCCAAUGUAGCAUCUAACAAAGUAACUAUUGUGUCCCAGCCAAAACCUUACACAUCUAGUCAAGCCACUGGCACAAAUCCCUCCCUCGGGCUCUGCAGGACCCAAGCAGAGUCUUUGGAUCUUCCCAGAAAACUGACUGAUUCUGUUUUAUCUGGACGGUACUCGAACCUUGAUCAGAAAAAAGAACACACAGACUCGCAAGAAGUGAUUAUUCUGUCAGCUAACUCUCUCUGCCAGGUAUUGCAUAAAACCGAUUCAAGGCAGCAUCAAAGCCAAGUUCACUCAACAUCUAAAACUUCCAGUAUUGUCAGUCCAAUGGAUACCAUUGCUCUUUGUCAUCAUGGUGAUCAGGGCAAGAUCCCUGUACAGCAAGUGGCCCCACUGAAUGAUGUCGUAAGUAGGAACGCCCAUGAAUCUAUCACAACAGUAUCCUCGUUUGUAAAGUUAUCUCAACAUGAACAAAUGGCAUCUUCUCCAAAAACAAGUGAUUACAACUCUAGUUUGUCUCCCAAAAUGCUCCAAGGCCAGUCUACAUCCCCAAAUCUUAUGUCAAGAAGAGGGUCAUCGGGAAGUGCCCUUUCGGUAGAGGAAUCUGAAACAUACACCUCUAAGCAAGAGCUUAAGACAGUGUGCAUUCGUGAUUCUCAGUCUAUUUUGGUUACUACUCGUGGUGGGAAUACAGGUGUAGUUAAGGUACAGACCAACCCUGAUGGCUUGGCACCAGGCAGUGUACCUUCUAGCCCUGUUUUUACUUUCCCUCCACAUUUUCAGGCUUUACUUGUUCCUAAACCAGCAGUUUCCUCAUCUGCUGCCGCCACUACAAUGUGUCCAGCUGCUUUGUCUAUAAACAGUAAAACACAUUCUUUGGGAAAUUCUGUCACUGACCCUUCCCAGCUUACUUCCAAUGUCUCUGUACCAAAUAAGUCAGUUGACAGUAAUGCCAGUUUAACUUUGAAACAAUCCAAAAAGUUAAUAAUGUCAACCCAGAAAAUGACAAGUAAUAGAGUUCUUCCAACUACCAGCCUCACUUCUGCACAACCCAGCACUCAGCACAAUAUAAUCAAUAUUGCUGCUGGCUCUGUGGCCACCUUGUCUGCAACCACCCUUCCAAAAACCAAUGUGGCAUCUACUCAGACAUCAUUACCAUCGUAUGUAACUACACAAAAUGUUCCUCAGGCAGAAAGUAUGGUGAUAGACAAAGCGCCACUGCAGAAAGUUAUUAUCGUCUCUUCUCCUUCUGUUAUUAGUCCCAGUGGCUCCACUGUCAAAGUCAAUGCAUCAGUUUCUUCAGCCUCGUUCCACAAUCAGAACCUGGUCCUGAUAUCCUCCAGUUCAAGUGCAGGAACUCAGCCAUUUAGUGCUCCUCCUAUUUCAACUAAUGCUAAUACUUCAGCGGAGGUGCCAGCUGCCUCACGUGUUGUCAUGCCCACAGUGUCUCAAAUCAGGGAUGUAAAAAUUGGACUUAACAUUGGUCAAGCAAUUAUCAAUACUGUUCCUAACAAUCUGCAGAAGGUCCAGGUGAUCAACUUGAUGCCAAGUUUGACUGCCAAAUUAAGGGAAGAGACCCUGAGCCAUAACAGGCAGAGUAAUGUUUCUGUACCUUUGGAGGAAUCGAGUGUGAAAAAAAUGUGUGUUUUACCUAACACAACUGUAUUUAACACAGCGGCAUCACAGGGCCCACUUUCCUUUACUGGCAGUAAUUUUGUUCCAAAUAACAAUCAAUGCGGUGUGCUGGAAAGUGAGAAAAAAGUGUCUCAUUCCACAGUUAUAACUGGCCAUCUGGCAUCAUCAGUUCUUAUAGCAACAUCUCCGAUGCAGCCUGCUGCACCUGUACUCCCAGGGGUUUCAGUUCUGGGAGACUCUUCAAGCACACAAACCAAUCAGAUAAAGUGCCCAUCCCAGACACCUGGCACCAGCAUAAGUGGCAUUCCACCAAAUGAAGCAGUCACUAGCGCCAACACGCAGGUACAAAGCACUGCGUUCCUAAGCCCAACUACAAGCUUUCUAAAACCCUCUGUCUCAACAUGUACUGCGUCCCAUGCAGACACUGGCACAUCCUUUUGUUUGCCUUCAAGCCCACUACAGUUUCCAUGCACUGCAUCUAAAGUCACUCCAGCUUUCAACUCCAUUUGUGUUCCCAAAGCUGCAAUGAAUGCUACAUCGGCAAACGUUUUAAAUGAUUCUUCAGUACAGCAGAAGAUUGUGAUUAAUACCACCAUGCCUUUAGCUCCUGGCACUCAGAUUCUGAUAAACAACAACCGAUUUAUUGUCCCUCCUCAAGGCCUUGGACCUGGCAGCCACAUACUUGUUAUUUCAGGCUCUGGAGUGACCCCUGCUGCAAACACAGCUACUGUCCCUCAGGUGGCAGCACCUGGAAAUUUAUCUGGUCAAAAGACAUUGACCACCACCGCUGGGUCAGCCUAUCCCCCUGUAGUCCCACCAGUCAUUGUAAACCCAAGGAUGCUGCUUUCCAGCAUUGUACCAGUUUCAAAUGUUCUGAACAAAACACAGCCACUGCCAAAUGGAAACACAGUGAUGCAGUCCUUUACCACUAAGCUGCCAUCUCAAGUAGGUAUGACUGUUGGAAGGACAUCAAUCUUACCCGUUGGGAGUAAUGUUUUACCGACGGGAAAAUCCACACCUGGAACACAAGCUUCCCAAAUGACAGCUGCUGUUGCCCAACAGAAAAUACCAUCUUUGGCACAGUUACCUGAAAGUAAAGGGUUGCCAGUUGCUGCAGUGCAGGCACUUGGUAAUGUUAUUAAAAUCUCCUCCUCUGCACCACUCCCCAUAACCUCCUCACCAAGCACUAAAAAAACUCCUACAGAAGGCCUUGCUGUGACUACUUCCAUUGCCAAACCACAAACUUCAGUCCAUCCAGGUGGUAGUGUUUCACGUUCCCUGACUUUUCCUACAGCAACUGUGCUGCCAAUGAGCACCAGUGGUAGAACGCAGGCUUUGCCAGUAGCUACUGUACCACCAAUAGGCAGUGCAGUUACUAAACCACUGGUCUCUCCUAUGACAACUGUGCCCCCAACUGCCAGUGCACUUAUAAUGGCACCUGGUCUACAGCCUACAGCUAAAUUGUCAGAUCCAUUGAAGAUGGCUGUACCAUUCUCGGGAGUCUCAAGCAAGCCUAUGCAUUUUUCAAAUUCAGUGCUUCUAAAAGAUCCCUCUGCCAACAAAUUGAUGGUCAGUCCCGAAGGAGCCAUUCUUAAUACCAUUAGUUCUCAUGCAUUGCCUAAACCAAUGGCCACUGUGAUGGUGACUCCAAGUUCUAGCACUGAAGGGGUAAUUACUGCGUUCAAGGCUGUUGAUCUACCUUCUGUGGUCACUGAUACAGAAGGACCCCAAGUUUAAAGUUGGCUUGACUGAUAUUGGCAUAUAAAGAGACUGUCUGUAAUCCAGUACAAAUUUCAAUACAAAAUCAGUUUACCAACUGACUGCUUUCAUACAUGUCAGUGUUCAUUUACAAACUGCACUUUGUGAUAGAAUUGUUUUGUAACAAAAAAAUGCUACUUUUGCAUUUUCAAGCCUACGUGGUGGCAGUGUGUUCCAUCCCUAAGGUAAAUACUUAAAGCACUUAGGGGAAACUCUUCUUCUUUUUUUAUAUAAAUAAAGCUGUCAGCUUGUCAUUUUAGAAUGAUAACAAGCUGCUUUGUGGAGAGAUUGUGCAUCGUUAACGCUGCAUUCAUUGGUGAAUAUCUUUAAUAUGGUAAGAGCAGACUUCGGUCCUUCAUACACAUGAAGUUAAAAAGUGCAUACCUGUAUAUUGGUUGGAAUGGCAUAGGAUUGGAUGACCAAAAUGUGUGUUGUGUUGUUGCUUAUUUUUUCUGUGUAUUAUUUGUGGUUAAAGAACUGAGUAAUAUAAUGCUGGUCAUUAUUGAUAGACUUUAUAAAUACCUCCUGUUUGCUUUUUUCCUUCCCAAAUUUUACAACUUGUGAUAUAAGCAGAAAUCCAAACUUCCAUAAAUCUUCUUUAUUAGGUUAUUUCACAUUGUAAAACUUUCAAGUGCCAGUGGUAAUGGUGCCUGAUUUUGUUCAAUUUCUAAGCCUGCUGUGAGUUUUUAUUUCACUGGCUUUGAGCGGUCGACACCAGUGACUGUUGGAUUUCACACAGGGGGGUUUAUUUAUCGUACACAUUUUUGCUGAACUCUUUCAUUAAACAAUGUUUGUUUGUUUUUAA
This is a messenger RNA of Polypterus senegalus (gray bichir), 8309 nucleotides long. RefSeq lists its product as uncharacterized. The coding region runs from base 431 to 7483 and encodes 2350 amino acids. The record is from RefSeq and is a predicted model, not a curated record. The transcript has 8 exons. NCBI's taxonomy places the organism in Eukaryota, Metazoa, Chordata, Cladistia, Polypteriformes, Polypteridae. Gene Ontology annotation, molecular function: protein binding.